AAGGGGGGGGGGGAGAGCCAGGCGGUACCGGACAGGGAGCGGCGGAGGAGCCGGGGCUCGGGGCUGCCGCCAUGGCCGAGCCCGGCCCCGGAGAGCCGCUCCCGAGCCUGAAGGCGGAGACGCAGCCCCCUGAGAAGCGUCGCCGGACGAUAGAGGACUUCAACAAGUUCUGCAGCUUCGUUUUAGCCUACGCCGGUUACAUCCCGGCGGCCGCCGAGGACCCCGCCUGGCCUCCAUCGGGCCCCAGCUCCCCGCGAGCCGAGGGGGGCGAGAGUUGGGGUUCAGCCCCCGCCGCCCUCCGCACCAUCGAGACCUUCGUCCGCAAAGCCAAAUCCUCCAAAAAACGGGGGUUGGGGCGCUUGGCCCCCCCGGAAAAUUCCCUCUUGGAUAAGAUGCGCCUCAAGGACUCCCUCUUUGACCUUCCUCCUCCUCCUCCACCACCACCACCACCACCACCUCCUCCUCCUCCGUCGUCUUCAUCCUCCUCAUCCUCGCGGCGUCGCGAACGCCGCAGCCGUCGGGGUGAAACGGGGGGAUCCCGGGGGGGCCGGGGCGAUUCCCGUUCCCGGGGUAGGAAGAACAAGAAGCGGCGAUGGAAAAAGGGGGAGCGAGACGGGGUGAGCGAGACGGACUCGGACGAGGAGGAGGAAGAAGAGGAGGAAGAAGAGGAAGAAGAAGAAGAAAUGGUCGUUUCCCCACCACAGCCCCCCCCGGCUCCCCCACCGCCCCCCGAAACGGGGCGAGAUGGGGGUAAAUUGGGGGGUGGGAAUAGUGGGGGAAAGGAAACGGGGGGCAGCACUGAAAGCAGCCGGGACGGCGAGGAAGAGGAGGAUGGAGCGGGGAGCUCGAGCGAGGGAGAGCUGCGGGUGAUGGACGAGGACAUCAUGGUGGAAUCGGGUGAUGACUCGUGGGACCUGAUCACCUGCUACUGCCAGAAGCCGUUUGCGGGGCGGCCGAUGAUCGAGUGCAGCCACUGCGGCACUUGGAUCCACCUCUCUUGCGCCAAGGUCAAGAAAACCAACGUCCCGGAUGUCUUCUCCUGCCAGAAGUGCCGCGAGGGGCCCCCGCGACGUCCCCCCGCCGCCCCCCGCCCUGGGGGGGACCCCUGAAACCUGCGAGGGGCGAACACCCCCCCCCCCCUUUCCCCAGGGGGGAGAGAGUUGGGGGUUGGGGGGGGUUUUGCCCUUGGAUGGGACUCGUGGGGGUUUGGGAAGGGGCUCAACCCCCCCACAGGACACAAGGUUUGGGGUCCCCCCUCUAAGGACAGGGGGGAAUUGGGGUCCCCUGGCCCCCCCAGUACAAGGAGAAUUGGGGGUCCGUUGCCCCAGGAUACAAAGUUUGGGGUUUCCCUCUAAGGAUGGGGGGUGUUGGGGGUCUCUUACCCACAAUACAGGGAGAUUUGGGGGUCACUUGCCCACAGAACACGAGGUUUUGGGUUCCCCCCCAUAAGCAUAGGGGGCAUUUCGGGGUCCCUCACUCCAAAUACAGGGAGAUUUGGGGGUCCUUCACCCCCAGGACACAAGGUUUUGGGGGUUCCCUGCUAAGGUAAGGGAAUUUUUGGGGGUCCCUUGCCCCCAGUACAGGGAGAUUUGGGGGUCCCUCACCCCCAGGACACAAGGUUUGGGCCCCCCCCCACACACACCAAGGAUAAGAAAGGUUUUGGGGGUUCCCUUACCCCCAGGGACACAAAGUUUGGGGUCCCCCACCCCUAAUACAGGGAGAGUUGGGUGUCUCUGACCCCCCAGGACACAAGGUUUUGGGGUUCCCCUCCAAGAUAGGGGAGACUUGGAGGGAGGGAAGCGCUGAGCCCCUUGGGGGCAACGUUAGGGGUCCCCCCUCAAACUGGGGGAGGUUUUGGGGGGGCCCUCACCCCCAGACCGACAUUUAGGGGGGGACCUUGAGUUGGGGGGCAUCCAGGUUAGGGGGGACCGCAGUUUUUAGGGCCCCUCCCUUGGGUAUUUUUUAACCAUCCCUUCCCUGCACUCCACUUUUUUUGUG
Cuculus canorus (common cuckoo) is the source of this 1998-nucleotide messenger RNA. It is a transcript of the gene PHF23, whose product is annotated as PHD finger protein 23. Gene Ontology annotation, biological process: positive regulation of protein ubiquitination; negative regulation of autophagosome maturation; negative regulation of autophagosome assembly. The transcript has 5 exons. The coding region runs from base 72 to 1109 and encodes 345 amino acids. The record is from RefSeq and is a predicted model, not a curated record. NCBI's taxonomy places the organism in Eukaryota, Metazoa, Chordata, Aves, Cuculiformes, Cuculidae.